Messenger RNA from Conger conger (European conger), 2272 nucleotides. RefSeq names its product solute carrier family 25 member 24 (gene slc25a24). Gene Ontology annotation, cellular component: mitochondrial inner membrane. Gene Ontology annotation, molecular function: ATP transmembrane transporter activity; calcium ion binding. The transcript is spliced from 10 exons. The record is from RefSeq and is a predicted model, not a curated record. NCBI's taxonomy places the organism in Eukaryota, Metazoa, Chordata, Actinopteri, Anguilliformes, Congridae. Gene Ontology annotation, biological process: transmembrane transport. The coding region runs from base 308 to 1738 and encodes 476 amino acids.
GCAUCCGACAAGUCCCACCUCUUCCUCCAAAGAUCAACUCAUUUCGAUCAUAUUUUCUUAGGCCUAGGCUAGGAUUUAGAAUAGUAGUCUAGAUUUUCUUUGCGGAUUCUAAAUUAAUCUUUUUGCGUCUGACAAGCAUUGGACAACUGUUGGGACGUUUUAGCGAUUAGCCUACCUUAUCUUUCGUUCGGACACUGGAUGGUGAAUUCCAUUUCUUACCGCAUUUUCCUUCCGUUAUUAUUUUCCCGUAUCAUAUCGCGUUUUUUUUACUUGAGUUAAUUUAAUACUUUUAUCGGGUAUUAGCAAAAUGUAUCAGGCAUUGAGAAAAUUUGUGUUUACCGAUUCACACUGCGUGGGUGAAGAUAGCAUGAAGUCUUACGAAGAUCUGUUUGAGAAGUUGGAUGCCAAUAAAGAUGGAAAAGUUGAUGUUUCUGAGUUGAAAGCGGGCCUAAAAGCGAUGGGGAUAGCAUUCACCAAAGGUGCAGCGCAGAAAAUGGUGUCCGCUGGAGACCAUGAUAAGGAUGCAGGUCUGGACUUCAACGAAUUCUCCAGAUAUCUGAAGGAGCAUGAGAAGAAACUGCGUCUGACGUUUAAGAGCCUGGACAAAAACCAGGACGGACGGAUUGAUUCCACGGAGAUCAAGCAGUCCCUUGCGGACCUUGGGAUGGACAUAUCCAAGGAGGAGGCCGAGAAGAUUCUUAGCAGUAUUGAUGUGGAUGGCACCAUGACAGUGGAUUGGAAUGAAUGGAGGGAGCACUUCCUCUUUAACCCUGCCACCAACCUGCAGGAGAUCAUCCGCUACUGGAAACACUCCACGGUGCUGGACAUUGGUGACAGCCUUAGCAUUCCCGAUGAGUUCACAGAGGAAGAGAAGACAACCGGAAUGUGGUGGAAGCAGCUGCUGUCUGGAGCCAUGGCGGGUGCAGUGUCUCGCACAGGCACCGCCCCGCUGGACAGGAUGAAAGUGUUCAUGCAGGUGCACGCUACCACGUCCAAUAAGAUCAGUCUAGUUGGGGGCUUCAAGCUCUUGCUAGAUGAAGGAGGAAUGACCUCGCUGUGGAGAGGGAAUGGGGCUAACGUUCUGAAAAUUGCUCCUGAGACGGCCAUAAAGUUCAUGGCAUAUGAACAGUAUAAGAAGCUGCUGGCAUCAGAGCCCGGGAAGGUGAGGACUCAUGAGAGGUUUAUCGCAGGUUCCCUCGCGGGGGCGACAGCGCAGACAGCCAUCUACCCCAUGGAGGUGAUGAAGACGAGGCUGACCCUGCGGAAAACGGGCCAAUAUUCUGGAUUCUUUGACUGUGCCAAGAAGAUCCUGAAGAAGGAGGGAGUAAAGGCCUUUUACAAAGGCUACAUCCCCAACAUUCUGGGGAUCAUUCCGUAUGCAGGCAUCGACCUGGCUGUGUAUGAGAGUUUGAAAAAUGCCUGGUUAGCACGUUAUGCCAAAGACACUGCCAACCCUGGAGUGCUGGUUCUGCUGUGCUGUGGGACCAUCUCUAGCACUUGUGGACAGCUGGCAAGCUAUCCUCUGGCUUUGGUGAGAACUCGGAUGCAGGCGCAAGCCUCAUUGGAGGGGUCUGAGCAGCAGUCCAUGCGACAGUUGUUCCAGAAUAUUGUGAAAAAAGAUGGAUUUUUUGGACUCUACAGGGGAAUUCUCCCCAAUUUCAUGAAGGUCAUCCCGGCAGUCAGCAUCAGUUAUGUGGUGUAUGAAUACAUGAGAUCAGCACUGGGUAUCUCCAAGUAAAGGGCUCAGCCAGCACUGGCUUUGUUUCAAGUUCAGCAUUCAGAUGAUAUUUUGGGUGUGGUGGUGAAAAUGGUGGAUUUGCAAAAAAAAAAAAAGAAAACCUUUACCAAAUUUGAUUUGGUAUUGGAGGGUCGUUAUGUGUGCAGUUCUACAUAACUCUGCAAUAGAAUGAUAUUAUGUUACUCAAAACAGGUCGGUUAUAAUAUGUUGCAUGCACAUGUUUGAGUUAAUUGGCACCUUAAGAAUGUGGCAGUCUUCCUCAAUCCUACAUUUGGCUAGAGUGCUUUUCAUUUACACUAUGAAAAUAUCCCACUGCUGUGGAAGAUUGGAUUCAAAAUCUUCACUUGUAAACAUUACAUAGUUCUCAAUUAACAACCAGAGAAUGUGCCUUAGGAUUCAUUCAGGUUUGUUUGUGGGCUUUGAUGCAGGUUUUGUUUGUUUGGUGGAAAAACUAUUGCCUUCUCAAGUUUUGUGAUUUACAUAGGGUCUUGUUUACAGUUGUUUUUUGAAUACAAUAUCAUUGGUUUAUUAGUA